Penicillium antarcticum is the source of this 2061-nucleotide messenger RNA. Its product is annotated as Zn(II)2Cys6 transcription factor. The record is from RefSeq and is a predicted model, not a curated record. Bases 1 to 2061 code for a protein of 686 amino acids. NCBI's taxonomy places the organism in Eukaryota, Fungi, Ascomycota, Eurotiomycetes, Eurotiales, Aspergillaceae. Gene Ontology annotation, molecular function: DNA-binding transcription factor activity, RNA polymerase II-specific; zinc ion binding; DNA binding. Gene Ontology annotation, biological process: DNA-templated transcription; regulation of DNA-templated transcription. The transcript has 4 exons.
AUGACACGGACUGUUGCUUGUAUGUCGUGCGCCAAACGCAAGGUGCGCUGCGAUCGACAAGAGCCGUGCUCUCACUGCAAGCGACGGAAGAAAGAGGACUGCACCUACCCCGGUACCUCGCCGGCAGUCCGAGUUAGGCACCUGGAAGCGCUCGUUCGAAGGCUCGGUCAUAGCCCCGAUGGUGAAGAGGUCGCUUCCAAUGAUGUGCCGGCCGAGGCCAGCUCUACACAAACCCGGCACCGAACUCGGUCAUCCCCAACUCAAGAUAAUCGGUGUCCUCGUCGAAACUCUCCUUUCAUUGGGACUGUCCCAAACAAUGACCCGGCGGUUGUGGAAGAGGAUGGGGAAAGAGUUUAUCUCGAAGCAUCAACAUGGCACAGCUGGGACCAGAGACCCCGGCGAACAAUAUAUUCGCAGGCAUCACAGCAAAAAACCUCGAUGAGGGCGUGCAUACCUACUCAGCCUAGUCUCAGUGCUCUGCAGAACAUCAUUCAGCCUAACUAUACCAUCGAAUUUGCGAGGCGACACCCUGCCUCUGAUAUAGCCACUGUGUUAUGGAGAGCCUACAAUCGCAAUGUGAACCCUCUAGUGAAGAUCGCAUUCCAGUGGGAGCUUGACCAGAUGCGUACAACAAGUCUAUCCAAUAAUUCAUCCAAAGAAUUCCUUCCCCAGGAGCACGCCCUCUUCUUUUCGAUCUAUCUGAACAGCGUUGCCAGUCUUUCUGAAAAGGAGUGCUUGGAGUCAAUUGGCCAGCAGAAACAAUAUUUGUUGUCUGAAUAUCGAAUGCUACUCGAGAAUGCACUUGCACGAGCGGACUUCCUUGGACGAUCUGAGUUGAUACUUGUCCAAGCUUCGAUUUUCUACAUCUCGGCAUCGUUGGAUGAUAUCAGUACGCGGAGCCUCUGGUCCUUCAUGGGAAUAGUGGUUCGCCACGCUGAAAGAUUAGGUCUUCACCGUGAUGGCACAAUCCUGAAUAUGACACCCACGGAGACCGAAAAACGGCGGCGCAUCUGGUGGCAGCUGCAGCACUUGGACAUAGCCCUAGCAGUUAGGUCGGGCUCUAUUUCACUCGUCUUGAUGGCCGAUUGGGAUGUCAAAAUGCCCUUAAACAUUGAAGACGAGGACAUUAGCCCAACAGCAAUCGACUUUCCCCCAGAGCGCAAAGGACUCACAAGCAUGUCAUAUUGUUUGUGGACGUACUACGUGCUAGAGAAACAACGCUCUUUCAGAAGACCGGACGGCAGUCGUGUGGGAGGAUCUUGGCAGGCUGACCGGACUUUGCCUCGUCGACAGAGAAAAUUAUUCAUCGAUGAACUUGAAGAUGGCAUUAAUGACACAUUCGUUCGAUUCUGCGACCCGAUAAAACCACUCGACCUUUUGAUUCUCAUCGUUACAAGGUCCUUCACAUGGGGAAUGCGCCGUCUGAUUCUGCACUCGGAUGAAUUGACAAGUGAUGCGUCUGAUUACAACGACAGUUACGAAAAAGAUCUUCUGGCCGCUUGCUCUCGCUGUCUUGAAUACGACAUUUAUUUGCAUUCUCAGCGGAUAAUCGAAAGAUUCUACUGGCGUACGACGAGUUUUUUCCCAUGGCAUGCUUUUGUUUACGUGAUAAGCGAAGCGUCACGAUAUUGCGAAGGGACUGAAGAAACCUGGGACCUAUUAAGCAGACUUUACUCUGCUAAUUCGCAUCUGCGUAGCUUCAAAGAUGACAAAAGGAAGCCCCGGGCUGCAGAAUUGAUUCUCACGGCAUGGCAAGCAUAUGAGAGUUCCUACGCAGAACACCGACAAAAAAAGCCCCAGCGACCGAUCUUUCUUUCCGAGUUGGAAACGCUGCUAAUUGCUGAUCAAGCUCACGUUUCAGACGCCAAUGUCACGCUUUCCUCUAGUCCGAGAGGCACCACGGCGAAUGCACUUCGCCAAGAAGAUUCGCGUUUUGCAGAAAAACCGGAGACUAGGUACCCCGAUGCCGAGAAAAUCCCUGCGGCAGAUUCUGCCUUAAAUUUUAUGUUUGAUCUGGACUCGAAUGAGAUCGACUGGUCCUUUUGGAGAAAUUGGGAGUGA